UCAGUCGGUCCUCGACCGUGAUAUCGUCCGGAUCGUUCGUCGAGUCUAACCCUUCCUUUCUUUCUUCCUUUCUGCAUAUAUUUUAAGAUAAAAUUCCAAUCAUUCUUAAGAAAAUUGUGAUUCUCUCAGUAAAACGAAAAUGAUAAUACUUCAAGCGAAAUUACUUUACUAACGUAAGCAGGGAGUGUUGACGUAAAUACAAUUUCUUCGGCUUUUCCAUCUAUGUAAAAAGUUGCGUAAAUUACUAAGGGAUAAAAAGACAUUACAAAGAAAAGAAAGGUGAAAAAAAAUACGAAAGGAAAAAUAUAUUAUCCGGAGUAAUUAGUAACCAAGUAAAAAGCUAUUUCGAAGGAUUAUGAAACUUCAAUUUCAUAAUAAUUAACAAAACAACAAAAAUGAUCCGUUGGAUAUUCUGCUUUGUCGCAGUGCUGAGCUGUUCAGUGAUAUGCAACUGCGAGCUUAACAAUAAAAUGAAAAUUAUUUAUUCCUGGAAAGCAUUGGAGUUUGCAUUUCCGAGUGAUCGUGCGAGAGCGACAGCAAUAAAACAGGGCACUUUCAUACCAGGGGCACCGGUACCUAUAGACGUGGACUUUUAUUAUGGAGAGCGACAAGGAUCGAUCGUUUUCGUGACGAUACCAAGAUUUAUAAAGGGAAUACCAGCAACCUUUGGUUACGUUACCGAUGACGUCACGCCAGAAGGAAAUCCUAUAAUUGCACCAUAUCCUAGCUGGGAAUGGAAUAAAGAGGGUGAUUGCAACGUUAUCACUAGUGUCUUCAGAGUGGCGAUCGACAAAUGCAACAGAUUAUGGGUACUCGAUACAGGGAAGGUCGGUAAUCGUCAAAUUUGUCGGCCUCAACUGCACGUAUUUUCCUUGAUCAAUAACAGAUUGAUUCAUCAGUACAAAUUUCCACGUGAUCAGUUCAAGGACACUUCCCUUUUCGUUACACCUGUCGUGGAUAUUCGUGAUACCGAUGAUAAAUGUCGUAACACGUUCGUCUAUAUCGCUGAUGUGACUGGUUUUGGCUUACUCGUUUAUGAUUAUCGUUAUAAUAGAUCUUGGAGGAUCGAGAACAAACUUUUCUAUCCUUAUCCAUCUUAUGGAACUUUUAAUAUAAAUGGCGACACCUUCGAUCUUAUGGAUGGUAUAUUCGCUUUAGCUUUGGGUCCUAUCAGAUCAGACGGUGACAGAAUUCUUUAUUUUCAUUCUUUAGCCAGCAAAGUUGAAUCUUGGGUAGCCACAUCGACCAUAAGAAAUUAUUCCAUCUUCGUUCACGAUUCCGAGGCAACACCGAGAUCUUUCAAACCAUUUGCAUUGGAAAGACAAUCGCAAUCAGCAGCCGAAGCAAUGAACGAAAAUGGCGUCCUUUUCUUUGGUCUUUUGUCCGAGAUAUCGCUUGCCUGCUGGAAUAGUAAAAAAUAUCCUGAAUAUGGUAACAAGAACAUCGAGAACAUUCUAUUCGAUCGAGAAAAUCUACAAUUUCCUUCUGGUAUGAAGUUGAAAUAUUCGAAAAAAAAUCGAGAAGAGAUCUGGAUAUUGACGUCAUCAUUUCAAAGAUUCAUGACAGGAACUUUGCAUUCAAAUGAGACUAAUUUCCGUAUUCUGGCUGGAUUCGUCGAUGAAUUAGUUCGUGGCACCAAAUGUGAUUCUGUUACACAUGCUCAUGGGCCAGUAACUUUUCCAACAUGAAAAUUAUGGCACCGCGAGAAUCAUAGACUACAUCAUCAACAGUGGUCAUCCCAUUAUCUAUGGUCUACUCAUACAGCAUUACCGAUUAUUCCAAAAGUAAUUUUUAACCAUCAACCGGUGGGAUAUAGUUUUUUUUAAACCAUAAGUAAAUUCGAUUCGAAUCCAAACGAAAAAAUUAUUUUUGUUUUUUUUUUUUUUUUAUAAAUGAACUCGCGGUGCUGAUUUGCUUUAUAUUUAAUUUAAUUUAAUUUAAGCAAGACACGAACGUUCAAAACAUUUGUGUAUAUUUUUAUUUAUUUUAUGUAUUAUAUUAUAUAUAUAUGUGUAUGUGUGUGCGUGUGCGUAUCUGUGUACGUAUGUAUUAUAGCAACCGAAGUGCCAACAAGUCCUAUCUAUAUUGUUUAAAAUAAUAGUAAAUAAUGCUAAUAAAUAAAAUAUAAAAAUUAUGCUAAUGAAAUCUGUUU
This is a messenger RNA of Vespula pensylvanica (western yellowjacket), 2152 nucleotides long. RefSeq names its product protein yellow-like (gene Y-e3). The record is from RefSeq and is a predicted model, not a curated record. Gene Ontology annotation, cellular component: extracellular region. NCBI's taxonomy places the organism in Eukaryota, Metazoa, Arthropoda, Insecta, Hymenoptera, Vespidae. Bases 396 to 1688 code for a protein of 430 amino acids. The transcript is spliced from 6 exons.